AUGUAUAUGCUCUCAAGGACAUCAGGCCGUAUGCUGAGGAAGGGUAUCGUGCCCAAUCGGCUGACAAGUACUUCCCGGCCUGGUUGUUUGAGCUUUGGGGGUCGUCGAGAGUAUCACCCAAUUGUGCAUACCUUUGACCAUGCAGCCACAUGGACAGCCGAAGCCAUCGCAUCCAUCCACAAUGCCGGGCUCCCCUGGUACCUCACCAUCCCUCUCGUGGCCGCGGGGGUCAACUUCACCUUCAGGCUGCCCAUGCAGUACUACGCUCGAAGCCUGGCCGCUAAGCGCAACCAGCUCACUCCUCUCGUCAACGCCUGGGCUUGGCGGCACCGCAUCCAAGAAUUCGCAGCCGCUCCGGGAAAGCAAGUGGACUCACAUGCGAGGAAUCUAGCCAGCUUACGAGCUAUCAGGAGUUCACGCAGGAGGCUCUACAGAUCCUGGGGCGUGCAAAUCUGGAAGAGCUUUCUCCCUCUGACGACCAUGUUCCCCUUCGUCCUGGCUUCCGAGGCUCUCAGACGGUUAAGCGGAGUAUCUGUCUAUAUGGGGCUUGUCACAGUUGGGGAGAAAGCUUCGGCGGCUACGUCUACGGCGGCCAGCGCUCUAGUCGACCCGUCUCUGACCCAGGGCGGCCUGCUCUGGUUCACAGAUCUGACAGUCGCCGAUCCUUACUUUGGUCUUCCACUGCUUUGCACUGCAGUCCUUGCGAGCACGAGUUGGGGAAGUCUGGGCAUAGACAGAAUCCGAGUGCUGGUGGGCGCUGGUGGGAGCCAAGCCGGAACCUCACCCAUGACUAGAGGUUUCCAGAGAGUUCUCCUUGCCGUACCUCUCUUCCCUCUUGUCGUUGCGCAUCUUCCAAGUGCUAUUUUCGUCUAUUGGCUGACUAGCUUCAGCCUGACCUUUUUCAACGACUUAAUAUUGAAGAGGAUUUUCCCAAUGACGAAAGCAAGGCUUCAGCCUCCGAAUAUGGGGAGAAGCCAUGUACGAUCCUACCUGCCCGCUUCUCCCGAGAAGCUCAAGAAAAAGCAGGGAAGCGCUUAA
This is a messenger RNA of Clonostachys rhizophaga, 1038 nucleotides long. NCBI's taxonomy places the organism in Eukaryota, Fungi, Ascomycota, Sordariomycetes, Hypocreales, Bionectriaceae. The record is from the annotation of a GenBank genome assembly.